UGAUUGUUGAAUUAGAAGCACAAGAUCGUAAAGCGCCGCGUUGAAGCAUUCCUUACUCUAUGGUUGAAGGAACAACAAGAGAAUGAUGUGCACAUAAACCAGAGGAAAGAAGCUUUGCUUGCAUCUUAGAGCAAGGUUAGCAUCAAGAUGUCAACUACCGAUCUUACAGACAUGACGGAUAUGAAUGUUUCCAGUUUUGAGGAUUCCAGCUUUGACCAAAGUUUUCAAGAUGAUGAUGGUCCUCUAUCUAGAACCACUUCAAGACAGAACAGUGCAUCCUCUCUCCCUGGUAUUAAUGGAGGUCUUCAGCUGACCGAUGAUGAUGAUGAUACACAAGAUGCAUUUAAGAAUUACAAAGAUAGACGAAGGAAUGCACACACUGCUGCUGAACAGAAGAGAAGAGACGCCAUUAAGAAAGGUUAUGAGGAGUUGCAGAUGAUUGUUCCAACAUGCCAACAGGUUGACAGCGUUGGUUCACAGAAACUCAGUAAAGCCACCAUCCUUCAAAGAUCUAUUGACUAUAUCCAAUAUUUGGUGCAGCAGAAGAAGAAGCAAGAACAGGAAGUGAAGAAUCUAAGGAAGGAGGUCAUGGCACUGGAGAUCAUGAAAAGUAAUUACGAGCAAAUUGUUAAGGCUCAUCAGAAUACACCUGGACAAGGACAAAACCAAGUCUCUGAUCAGAUCAAGUUUAAUGUGUUCCGUGCCAUCAUGGAUUCUCAGUUCCAGUCUUUCAAUGAGUCUAUCUCAGUGGCCAACUUUGCCGAGUUAUCAAAGUGCGUCUUCAGCUGGCUGGAGGAGUAUUGCAAACCCCAGACAUUACGAGAGCUUGUCUUCACAGUGUUGCGCAAACUUCAUCAGAACCAGGCCCUAUGAGCAAGAAGUCCACUGGACAUUUUUAUCAAUGAAGUAUUUCAUUUAAUGAGGGUUAAGGCAAACCUGAAAGUUUGCUGAGACUAAGAAAUAAUAACCUUUGAUGAAAAUCUUUUUGCACAAUGUUUAUAGUUACCACUAUUUCAUGAAAAAACUUUUAAUAUUUAACCAGACAAAGAUGAAAUAAUGGUUAUAAUUACUGAGAAGUAAUUCUGCAGGGAAUUCGUUGGGAAAGCAAUCGCAAAGUUCAUAAAAAAAAACAUAUUAAUAUCAGAGAAAAAUAAUGUAAUAACUGCCUGGCUUUUUUUUCUUUUUCUUAAAAAUGUAAAUAAAAAUACUAACAUUUACUGAUUUUUUUUCCGACUAAUUUGGGAAACUGUCACCAUGCGUUUUGCCCUGAUAAUAUCAUUUACAAAAAUAGCAGAAGUUAAAGAGAUUGUGUUAUAUUAAAUUCUGCAAUGAGAAAGGGACACAUAACUCCCACAGAUAAAGAUAAUUGUUUUCCUUA
Molecule: messenger RNA, 1378 nt
Organism: Asterias rubens (European starfish)
Lineage: Eukaryota; Metazoa; Echinodermata; Asteroidea; Forcipulatida; Asteriidae
Product: max-like protein X
Exons: 9
Coding region: 148-873 (241 amino acids)
Biological process (GO): regulation of transcription by RNA polymerase II
Cellular component (GO): nucleus
Molecular function (GO): RNA polymerase II cis-regulatory region sequence-specific DNA binding; DNA-binding transcription factor activity, RNA polymerase II-specific; protein dimerization activity
Source: RefSeq, a predicted model, not a curated record